AUGACUAUGCGGCCUGAUGGCAUCUAUGACACCCCACCUUGUCCCAUGAAAGCCGAUCCCAAGUGCACCAACCCUACAGACAUCGCUUGCCGCUUGAGUACAAACGCCUGCAGUGGUCUCUGCCACAUCCACUCUUCCUCGGGCGACUGCAUUGCCACUAUCGCUACCCGAACCAGCUUCUUGACCAAGCACCGGGUACUCGCCAAGGAGCGCCUUUCCGCAUUCAUGUCGGCUUCCCGCAACGCACGCCACCGUCAGCCAUACUUGCUCGACGAGAAGCUGGAUGACUAUGUCAUGGUCGACAUCACCGGCGCUCAAUCUUUUACGACCCCUCUCGAUGCCUAUCAUGAGACUAUGGCUUCUCAUAAUGCUUUUGUCGGCGAGAGCGGCAACCUCGGUGCUGUCUACGAGUCGGAUCUCGAGGAAGACGGGGGCAGCGCCGAGGAUACGCUGAUAUGCUCCUAUGUCGAGCACCUCGAGCCCACUACUCCCAACACUUGGACGCCCGAGCUGCCAGACCUUGGAUCAGAUGAUGAGGCGGUCUACCCCCAGUCCGUACAUGCGGACGAGUCCGCCAAGUACGACGAAGACUCCUCCUCAAUUCACACCCAAGAGUCGUCGAGCGACGAGACCUCCGAGCUCCGGCAAAUCGCCACCCAGCUCCCCUUUAUCGAGGAACGCGGAGAUCCCAUCUGUCCCGACUGGCUGAUCCCCCUCAUCGACUACUCCCCCAUCUCUUCCGGCCGUUCCCGCCUCCCUGCUCUCGUCUCUCCCUCUUCGUGCGAGUACUCGGACGACGACGAACCGCCUUUAUCGCCCACCGACAUCUCUGGAGACUCGCCCAGGACUAUGGACAUUGUGCAGAGGAGAUACAGGACGUUGAAGAGACGCAAUGGGGUCAGGAUCGCGUUUCGAUGAGGUGUCUGAUGCUUAUGACUAUGGAGAGGAAUCUGGAGAGGGCAGUCAGGAGGAUGGUCCGGUGGGAUGGGCG
Cryptococcus amylolentus CBS 6039 is the source of this 991-nucleotide messenger RNA. RefSeq lists its product as hypothetical. The record is from RefSeq and is a predicted model, not a curated record. The transcript has 2 exons. The coding region runs from base 1 to 918 and encodes 305 amino acids. NCBI's taxonomy places the organism in Eukaryota, Fungi, Basidiomycota, Tremellomycetes, Tremellales, Cryptococcaceae.